This is a messenger RNA of Haemonchus placei, 735 nucleotides long. The record is from the annotation of a GenBank genome assembly. Lineage: Eukaryota; Metazoa; Nematoda; Chromadorea; Rhabditida; Trichostrongylidae.
AUGAGCGAAGGAGUUAUCCUCAAAAAUACCUACUUCAAAUCUCACAACGAACUGGAUCUCCGCAGUAAAAUCCUCUCACUUUGUGGUGACGUUCUCGGAGGAAAAUGGGUCGAUCUUCAUCCAGACAACGUUUCCAUCAGUAGUAUCCCUGGUGGCUUGACGAAUCUCGUCUACUUGGUGAGUCGACCGAAGUUCUCAUCAUCGGACGAUCAGCCUUCUACUGUACUUCUGCGAAUUCAGUCGCAAACUGAUCACGAGAAACUGCUCAAUGAACUCGUCGUCUUCACUUCACUAGCCGAGAGCGGUCUCGGCCCGAAAUUGUUGGGAAUUUUUCCUGGUGGACGCUUCGAGGAGUACAUUCCAAGCAGACCUGUCGACCACCGCGAAGUGACGGAUUCGAGGAUAUGCACCCUGUUGGCACGGCUCCUGCCACGAUUUCAUUCCACUGCUGUGCCAAUAUCCAAACGACCAGGUGUUGUAAAUAUGAUGCGAGAAUGGCUGGCACUUUUUGAAGAGCAGGGCAACACACAUGUAAAGAUGCGGACGACAUCUUUCCAGCUACCUCCUAACACGUUCCCACCCGUGGUUUCUACAAGUGACUUGGCCAGAGAAAUUGACACCGUGGAAGAGUUCCUUAGCACCUCUUCCUCGCCUGUCGUCUUUUGCCAUAAUGAUCUCACUGUAAGUGUUUCUCGUUCGAAAACUUAUACUAAGAGUCUAAAAAAAGUAAAAUAA